AUCGAUUUUGUUCCCGCCAAAUAAAGAUUUUUCUCUCGUUUCCCUGUUCUCUCGAUUUCUCCUGUCAAUGGCGAAAACAACAUCCGCUGAGAAACAAGAACUCGAAGAGAAAUCGAAUGGACUCGAGAUCAUUUCCAUCGGUUCUCUCUACAAAGGUCGCUGGGACAAGAAAUACUGGAGCAGCUCUAGGGGAAAAGAUCGCUAUCCAUAUCCAGUUGGCUUCCAAGCAAUUAGAGCCUAUAAUGGGACCACAUAUAAGAUGGAAAUUCAUGAAGGUGUUAGUGGGCCUAGAUUCGUGAUUACAUCUGCUGACGGGUAUUCCUGCUCUGGAAAAACUCCGGACAUUGCCUGGGAGGAGUUUCAGAAAAGAGGUUGCCCCCGGAUGAAGAUUUGGCAUGGGAAGAGACUUUCGUCCAAGAUGGAUGGCUUGGAGCUUUUCGGGUUCAAAAAUUCAUUUGUACAAAGGUUUCUCCGGGAACUGGUGGCGGAUUUAAAUGGAAUAGCUGAACAGAGCUUGAACUUGUGCAAUGAGACCUCUAGACUAGAGCAUGAUGAUUUCCGCCAAAAUGUUGGCACACAUCCUGACUUGCUACCUUGUCUGGGAAGACCGCAGGCUAAAGGGAAGAGAAGUAGGAGAUGCGAAAGUAAAAAUAAUAAGUUACGUGGGGGAAGUAUCCUUAAAAGACCUCGGCCUCAGGAAUUUAUUUGUAGUAGCAUAGCUUCAAUAAAACGCAAAGUUUCAGAAGAGAAUGAAGCCCGAAAUACUGGUGUUUCAGCAUCAAUGCACAUAACAUCUUCUGUUGGGGAAAGCCCAAAUUGCUUUUCACUAAAAAAUGGUUUUUCAUCAAAUCAGAUUAUUUCUGAUGAUCAGGAGAGGAGAAUCGUGGAUGCAGAAACAAGUGGGUUUGUUGACUCUAAAAACAGCAAAGCUGUGGAAAUCACUGAUAGCUUUUCCAAGGAUGAACAUUUUCAUAGGUCACAUGGAGAUGAGCCAAAUACAUCUAAGUUUUUGGCCGCAAGAGAAAACAAGAAAGAGUCAGAAGAUUGUUGUGACAUUGAUCUGUGUGCUCCAGAUGCCAUAGAUUAUGCCCAAGAAAAUACUUCUAAUUCUACUCCAAGUGCCCUGGAUAAGAAUGCUUACAAUGAGAGAGCCUAUCAAAUUGCCUCUGGAGAAGCAUUGAGCAUAGAAGUCAAUGAUGUGGCAAAGUCAAUGAUGAGAGUUCUGCUUCCUCAAGUAAUUCCUUUUCUGAAGGAUUCAACAACUGAAAAUUUAACAAUUAACCCUUCAGAGAAACUACCUUCUACUAUGAAGUCCAGCCAAGAAGACAAUAAAAUUGGAAACGUCUUGGAAGCAGCAUCUACUGUGGUGAGUGAGAAUGCCUAUGUGGAAAGAGAGGAUAAGUUGCAUACUAAAACUACAGGCGUCAGUUUAGUUAUUGCUGACAGUUUUGAGCCCAGCCAGUGUGAGGAUCAUAAAUCCGACCAAGCAAUAUUGUAUUCUGAUAUUGCUGAAGCUAGCAGAGCUAGUUUUGAUGAAGAAACAUGUUCUCCAACAAGUCAUGAACAGCAUGCCAGUGGUGUUUUGCCAAAUGAAUCUUCAGACUGCCAUGCUGAUAUCAAGCCAACUGAAAAUAAAUUCCACCAUUCUUCAGAGUUGGACUCUGAAGGCUUGCCUCAGCAUUUUGACAUCUGCAUUCCAGAUUCUGUUCUUGAAUACACGCCUCCUUCGGAUAUCAUUAUUUCUGAAAGCAACAAUGAUGCUUGCGCAAAUAUGGAAGAAAAUUCAAAUCAAGUUGGAUUGAAUUCUAUGGAAAAGAACCAUAAGGCUGCGCAUAAUUUUGAAAUAUUCAUUCCUGAUUCUGUUCUAGAACACCCACCUCAAGACAGAGUUGUUUCUAAGAGCAGCAAUGAUGCUUGCACAAAUAUGGAAAAAAAUUCAAAGCCAGUUGGAUUGAAUUCUAUUGAAAAUGGCCAGAAGGCUGCAAUUGAUCUUGAUAUCUGCAUUCCUGAUUCCGUCUUAGAACACAAACCUCCUCUGGAUAGGGUUAUUUCUAAAUGCAACAAAGAUGUUUGCACUAACAUGGAAGAAAAUUCAAACCAAGUUGAACUGAAUUCUAUGGAAAAGGGCCAUAAAGCCGCACAUGAUUUGGACAUCUGUAUUCCUGAUUCUGUUCUAGAGCACACCCCUUCUUUGGACAGAGUUCUUUCUGAAAGCAACAUUGCUGCUUGUACAGAUAUGGAACAAAUGUCAAACCAAGAUGAAUUGACUUCUAUGGAAAAGGACCAUAAGGCUGCAAAUGAUUUUGAUAUCUGCAUUCCUGAUUCUGUUCUAGAAGACAGAGUUCUUUCUAAAAGCAACAUCGCUGCUUGUACAGAUGUGGAACCAAAUUCAAACCAAGAUGAAUUGACUUCUAUGGAGAUCUAUAUGGAACAAAUUUCAAACCAAGAUGAAUUGACUUCUAUGGAAAAGGACCAUAAGGCUGCAAAUGAUUUUGAUAUCUGCAUUCCUGAUUCUGUUCUAGAAGACAGAGUUCUUUCUAAAAGCAACAUCGCUGCUUGUACAGAUGUGGAACAAAAUUCAAACCAAGAUGAAUUGACUUCUAUGGAGAAGGAACACAAGGCUGCAAAUGAUUUUGAUCUCUAUAUCAGCAAUGCGCCUGAAAGAAAUGCAGGGGAUGGAGUUGCGGGUAAAACAAGUGCAAUGGCCUUGCCUUCUAUUCAAGCACCAAUUAUAGCAUAUACCAGAAGAAAGUCCAGAACUGUUGAUCCUCUCACGGGACGUUGUCUGUUCCUAGAAAAUGCCAAAACUGACGAAGAUGGAGAACUUGUGACUUCUAAAAUAAAUACUGCCAAGGGCACUUCGCCUCCCUCAGAAAUCGUUCAGUUGCACGCUUCUGGUAAUGAACUGUGUGAACCGGUUUUGUUGGCUAAUCAAGCAAGGGAUGAAGUGCAGUCCGAUGAUUUGCAAAGAGAUAAUUCUGUUACAAAUUCUCAAGUUAAACAGAUCCCGAUUGAGCCAGACAGCGGACCAUGUUUACGUGUCUCUAAAGAUAAUAUUUUGUGCCCUGAUGAUCUUUCUGUUUCACAUGUAGAAACACUACCAAUUCGUAGUGAUUUGCCGGUUGGCUACAGCAACCUUGCUGAGUUGAAUAACUCAGUUUCUUGCUGGGAUCCGAAACCAAGUUCUGGUGAGAAUAACUGUUCUUCCAAGGAAGCACAAGUUAUUUCAGAACUAAAUUCUCACAGAAACGAUGAUAUCGGUGAUAAUCUGGGUAAAACCGAGAGGACUUUGUUCACCUACAAGGUGUUUAUUAAGGAACCAAAUGUUGGGUGCCCAUCUUUCAUUGCCCACUCGUCAUUACGGCUUCCUGAUCCAAAACAUAACUUCAUUAGAGAAACUCUGGUCGAAAGAUCUGGCGUGCAGUUAACUCCUGAUGGGCAGUAUAUUGUCUUACUUGGCAGCAUAAAAACUCCCAAUUGCAGAGAUAUAGUUGAGGAUUUCAUCAUACCAGCUGAUGACUCAAUCUCCCCCGGCAUAGUGGAAUUGAAGAGGAUUCCAAAGUGUACUCAUUUGAUAGUUGCCUUAAAUAAUGUUGGCGAAUUUAGUUUAUGGGAUAUUUCAAAGCGUAAUUGUGUUUCAAGCUUCUGUGCUUCAACAAGUCCGUUUAUUCACUUUUUACCAGUCAGCGUGUUUAAUUGUCAAAGGAAUAGCCUGUGUGUAAGGGAGCAAGCUGAUGAACUUUUAGGAGCAACCCGUCUGUGGUUUAUGGAUCAGAAAGAACCCUGUUCGUUCCUUCCAUCAGAGGAAGGUGAUAUUGCCAUGUGGCUUCUGGUCUCAACCCCAUCUGAUAAUGAAUCUCCGCAUAAUUUUAUGUCAAGUCAUUACCAGAUAAACACAGCUAGAAGUUGGAGGCUCGCUCUUCUGGUGAAUAAUGACAUGAUUUUAGGAAGUUCCUUCAAUAUGAGUUAUGGAAUCAUCAGCUCACCUGAUGGAUUGGUGUAUAUUUGGGAAUUGUAUGGAGGAUCAAAACUCAGCACUCUUCAGCCUUUCCGAGAAGGCACUGCUACCUGUAUUGCUACAGAUGAAUCAAGGGGAGGUGCAUUGGGGGUGGCUGGUAAUGGUCAGUUGUUGGUUUAUGUGCCUCAUAAUGAGCUUGAUGCAGAAUAACAAAUAGAAAAUGACAAUGCCACCUAGCUAUCCUCAUUCGUCUAGCCGACAAGCUCUUGCAGAACUUAUAGCCUUUAUACUCAUGAACACCAUUUCUAGCUAUCAAGAAUACCUUCCUGAACUGUACAUAAUGUUCAUAUCUUGUUUGUCCUUUGGCCAGCAAUGUUCAUAUCUUUAGUUGCUACAAAAUUCUGCAAUUUUAUCUUACACUUGAGUAAUUACUUUUCAAUUUUGAU
Neltuma alba is the source of this 4404-nucleotide messenger RNA. RefSeq lists its product as uncharacterized. Bases 68 to 4168 code for a protein of 1366 amino acids. NCBI's taxonomy places the organism in Eukaryota, Viridiplantae, Streptophyta, Magnoliopsida, Fabales, Fabaceae. The transcript has 15 exons. Gene Ontology annotation, cellular component: nucleus. Gene Ontology annotation, biological process: regulation of cell cycle. The record is from RefSeq and is a predicted model, not a curated record. Gene Ontology annotation, molecular function: protein binding.